AUGGCACCCGUCCUUAUACAACCAUACUACCAUGGUCCCUUCCUCUCCCACGCAACGCGAAGCGUCGACACGGCUCCCAUGACCGGCCCCAAGCGCUUCAGUCUCCGGGUGCUGCUGCAGCUGUUCGCAAUCACAAUCUCCAUCUUCGUCCUCGCGGUGCUCUUCUGGAAGCUCGGGAGAUUCUUCCGCCGCUUCACCCAGGCCAAAGUUACCCAGCCUGGCAACGCGACCACCGCCCGUUACGCCCGAACCUGGUACGGCUGGGUACCAGCGGAGAGGCAUGCUGGACUCAAGAAGUUCUUCCGAACCUGUUUCGAGAAGUUCUGCAGGUGGACGGCGUGGCGAUCGUCGAACCAGGACUACAGCUGGCUGUGGUGGGAUCCGGGGCAGAGGGAUCUGAACAAAUACCGAGAGACGAGGCGACCGUUGCGGUGGUUGCCUCGUUGGAUCAGGAGUUAUAGUUUCACUGCUGCCGAUACUAUCUGGAAUCCUGGGCCCGCUGGCCUUGCUGGUGUCAUCGCUGCGCCGAGCAGUAGUCGUCAGUCGCUGUCGUUUCGAAUGGCCGGAGCACUUUCGUCUUGUCAUACCCUGAAACGUGUUGUGGGGAACAGA
Molecule: messenger RNA, 612 nt
Organism: Aspergillus fijiensis CBS 313.89
Lineage: Eukaryota; Fungi; Ascomycota; Eurotiomycetes; Eurotiales; Aspergillaceae
Exons: 1
Source: RefSeq, a predicted model, not a curated record